Messenger RNA from Ilex paraguariensis (yerba mate), 847 nucleotides. The record is from the annotation of a GenBank genome assembly. NCBI's taxonomy places the organism in Eukaryota, Viridiplantae, Streptophyta, Magnoliopsida, Aquifoliales, Aquifoliaceae.
AUGGCUUUGGAGAACUGUUUUGGAGUUGGCACUGUUUGUACUUCCAGAGCUGGUGUUCUACAAGCUCGCCAUCCAUUUUCUUCCAUAGAAAAGCUUAAUUUGGCCACAUGUAAAGGACUGAACUCGUCCGGUGUAUCAUGGUAUUCAUCAUCCUCAUCCUUAGAUCAUCCAUCGAUCAGCCGCACACNAGAGAGAGAGAGAAGUGAAAUGGCUUUGGAGAACUGUUUUGGAGUUGGCACUGUUUGUACUUCCAGAGCUGGUGUUCUACAAGCUCGCCAUCCAUUUUCUUCCAUAGAAAAGCUUAAUUUGCCCACAUGUAAAGGACUGAACUCGUCCGGUGUAUCAUGGUAUUCAUCAUCCUCAUCCUUAGAUCAUCCAUCUAUCAGCCGCACCCGCCGCAUCGUCCGCAAAGCUCGUGAGGCUGUGGAAGUUGAAGUGGUGACAGAUUGCAGCUGGAAUGAGUUUGUUGUUGCUAGUGAACGUCCUGUGCUGGUGGAGUUUUGGGCACCAUUGUGUGGGCCAUGCCAGAUGAUCGCACCGGUCAUCGAUGAACUGGCAAAAGAAUAUGCCGGAAAAAUUCUGUGUUUCAAGCUCAACACCGAUGAAUACCCGAACAUACCAAAACAAUAUGGAAUCAGAGGCAUCCCAACUGUUUUGUUUCUCAAGGAUGGGGAGAAGAAAGAAAGUGUCAUUGGUGCAGUGCCAAAGUCUACCUUUAUAGCCACAAUAGAGAAGUAUUUGGACAUUUGAUGAGAGCUUGUAACAAAUAUUAAUGCCUAUAAUAUUCACAAUAGCAAUUAUUAUUGUAUAAAUGCAACUACUACCGCAAAAAUGCGAUCAGACCGGA